Molecule: messenger RNA, 1545 nt
Organism: Cynoglossus semilaevis (tongue sole)
Lineage: Eukaryota; Metazoa; Chordata; Actinopteri; Pleuronectiformes; Cynoglossidae
Product: ubiquitin-conjugating enzyme E2 D4-like
Exons: 7
Coding region: 146-589 (147 amino acids)
Source: RefSeq, a predicted model, not a curated record
CAGUUCCAUUCGUCAUCAAACAAGAAUGCGGUAACAAAAGAAAACAGUCAAAACAACACCGAGUUGGCAUUAUCGAGGGCGGUUAAAGUUGGCAUUUGCUGAGAUAAACACAGUAGCUUCUCCUCCCACGUUUGAGUAACAAGUCAUGGCUUUGAAGAGGAUACAGAAAGAGUUAAACGACUUGCGGAAAGAUCCUCCAUCAUCGUGUUCAGCUGGACCUGUAGGAGAAGACAUGUUCCACUGGCAGGCUACGAUUUUAGGGCCGACUGACAGUCCAUACAAUGGAGGAGUGUUCUUUCUAUCUGUCCAUUUUCCAACUGACUAUCCCUUUAAACCACCAAAGGUUGCCUUUACAACAAAAAUCUAUCACCCAAACAUUAACAGCAAUGGUAGCAUCUGCCUCGACAUUUUGAGAUCACAGUGGUCGCCUGCAUUAACAGUUUCAAAAGUUUUAUUAUCCAUAUGCUCUCUGCUCUGUGACCCGAAUCCAGACGAUCCACUCGUCCCAGACAUCGCUCACAUCUAUAAAUCUGACCGACAGAAGUAUAACGAAGAAGCCAAAAAGUGGACACAGAGGUUUGCCAUGUGAAGUAUAUUCCCAGUAAUGAUGAUUCCUCCUUCUUUUGCACAUCAAGACAGUACUGUUCCAACUUAUCCACACUGGUUUUAACUCACCAUGUUCUACAUUUAUUUCAAUUGAAGCACCACACUCUGCUCAGACAUUUUCUUUAUCAACAUUUAAGUUUUUCUUAUUUUCUAAAAUGGCCCUUGAUUAAAAUUUGCUUUAUGGAUAAAAUCACAUGAUGAUUGAUAUUGUGUUCCGAUUGACAAAGAGAGGUUGUUAAACUAUUGCAUUCAGGCAAAAUAAAUCAUUUUUGAUUUAAAGAGCAGUGAUAAUACAUAUGACCACUAGGUGGAGGCCUUAUCUUUUUAUGGCCAAGCCUUUUAUAUAACAGAUUUUCUCUUCCUGGUACACCUUCAUCAUGUAUUUAUUUUAGAAAAAAAAUCUAUUACCUUUUGCUAAAUAUAAAUAAAUCCAGUGGGGUUUUUUUUUCUUUCCUGAUUUUUUUACCAUAAUGCUUUUGGUAUGUUUUGAUCUGCAUUUUUUGAGAAUUGUCAAGCAAAAAUGCUUAUUAAAAAAUCUAUCUAAAUAUACAGCACUCUAUGCCUUAUUGCAUUAUAAGAGUCAAUUUAAAAAAAAGCUUAAAGUAUGCAUAAGCAUUGUGUCCUAAUGACAAAUACAACAAGGUUGAACAACAGCUAUAGGCAGAAAAUAUUUGUUUUUGACCAGGGUUGAUGGGGGGGGGAGGUUUUAUUCAAUUACAAACUCAAACGUUGACUUUUAUCUUUGCCUUGAUAAAGGGAGUAAAUAAUAAGAAGCAUGUGGCAAAGGUAUAAAUUAGCUAUAACAUAAUGACUGACAAAUCAUUUCUGAUUGGGCGAAACUGAGAUUAAAAAAGUCUUCUAUGUAUGACUUCACUACGACUAAAUUGCAAUGGUUUCUGUAAUUUUUUUGGAAUAAAAAGAUGUUAUGUUGUCAAGUCC